Penicillium antarcticum is the source of this 924-nucleotide messenger RNA. RefSeq names its product bZIP transcription factor. The record is from RefSeq and is a predicted model, not a curated record. Gene Ontology annotation, molecular function: DNA-binding transcription factor activity. Lineage: Eukaryota; Fungi; Ascomycota; Eurotiomycetes; Eurotiales; Aspergillaceae. The transcript has 3 exons. Gene Ontology annotation, biological process: regulation of DNA-templated transcription. Bases 1 to 924 code for a protein of 307 amino acids.
AUGCAUCGCUCUUCUUAUGAUGGACGUUCAGGCUCCCGUGGCAGUCACUCCAACAGCAGCGCAUUCAGUCCCAACGCCAACCCUAAUGAAGACUGGACCAAGAUUUCGGAUCUGGCAGAGCGCCGUCGCAUUCAGAACCGUAUCGCUCAGCGGAACUAUCGCAAGAAGCUGAAGCGUCGCCUGGAGGACCUCGAGAGACGAGCAGCAACAUCCGCAUCCCCCGAACAGUCCCAUGCAGAGCCCGUGUCACCCAAGGCUUCACCCCCUAAGACCCGAACCAAGCAACGAGCCGUCAAAUCCGAGGUCAAGCCGCACACUCACUCAGAUCGGUCUGGUUCCAACGAGUACUAUGGACCGGAUGAGCGCCAGACCAUGUUUGCCCAACAAUGUACUCGCCAGCUUUCAGCCUCGCCACCCCCAGUCUUCUCCCACCCAUCCAUCUCUUCUUACGACGCUUACCGGCAAUCGGCCUACGCCCAGUCCCCGCUCUACCACACCGCGCCAAGCAGCUAUAGUGACUUGGCCUACCAAAGCGAAUACGGCGAAACAUUCCCAUCAAUCAUGCCAGUGCUCCCGUCAAUGGGAGCACCACGCAAACUAGCCUACGACGAAGAUCUGAUAAGCCCGUUCAGCAUGAGCUAUGCAACAAUGGCUGGCAUCGAUCUCGUCCAGCAACAACAGUCGCAGCAGGCCCAUGCCCACGCCCACGCCCACGCCCACGCCCACGCCCACGCCCACGCCCACGCCCAGGCACAAACACAAGGAUAUCCCUCAGGUCUUCCGAUGCCCUCGCUUGCCUACAGCUACGAGGACCCGCGAGCACCAUCAACGUCACCAGAGGCAUCCAUCUUCACAUCGCCCCUCACCCCCGAAUCCGCCCCUUGUUCGCCUCGUUCUAUCAUGUACGAGUAUGAUCUACGGUAA